ACCAAGGAAACAAAACGAUUUCAUCUUCAGAAACCGAUAACCACACGUUCAAACCUGAAAAAGGACGAAUCUGAAUCUUGAAUCAAUGGUGUCCAAAUGCAUCAGCUUCCAUCUCCAUCUUCAUCCCCACCCUUCUCUUUCCUCUGCAAUCCCCCAAAAUCUGAACUUCACUCAAUUUCCAAUCAAAUUAGCCGCCACCCACGAGCAAAGUCCUCUCCUUUUCUCCAAAAGAUGCUCCAUUUCAACUCCCAUGGCGUCCUCCGCCAAUUCCAAUUCCGGGUCAAUAUUUGGUGGCGUUGAGCCUGACCCAGCACUCACCAAUGAUGAUCUCAAGCCGACGACGAUCGACCAGAGGACCUUCUCCUGGUGGGAAAUGGCUAGUCUUUGGAUCGGUCUCGUCGUGGGUGUCCCCUCAUUUUAUCUGGCCGGAAGUCUUGUCGAUCUCGGCAUGGCGUGGUGGCAAGGAAUCGCCACCGUCGUCGCUGCCAACGUAAUCCUGCUGCUUCCUUUAGUCCUAACAGGGCAUCCUGGCACCAAAUACGGCAUCCCUUUCCCGGUGUUAGCGAGAUCAUCCUUCGGGAUUCGGGGCGCCCAUGUCCCGACUCUGCUCCGAGCGCUGGUCGGUUGUGGGUGGUAUGGAAUCGAGUCUUGGAUCGGCGGCGAGGCGAUAUUCCUCCUCCUCCCGAAGUCCAUCAAGGAAUCCACCCUGUCUCGAUCCAUACCUUGGCUUGGCACUUCCCCACUUGAAUUUGCUUGCUUUAUGGCAUUCUGGCUUGCCCAAUUGACCAUUGUUUGGAAAGGAAUGGAAGGAAUCAAAGAACUCGAAAAGUACUCUGCUCCGAUUCUGAUCAUCCUCACCACCUCACUCCUCAUCUGGGCUUAUGUCAAAGCCGGUGGAUUAGGCCACAUGCUCUCCUUAUCUUCCCGACUAUCGUCAUCGGAGUUCUCGUCUCUGUUCUUCCCUUCAUUGACGGCAAAUAUAAGCUUCUGGGCUACUCUGGCGCUCAACAUUCCCGAUUUCACCCGCUACGCCAAGACCCAGAAGGAUCAAAUUAUCGGCCAGGUCGGUCUCCCAAUCUUCAUGGGGGCAUUCACCUUUGUUGGCCUCGCUGCAACAUCUUCCACCAAAGUCAUUUUCGGAGAAUUGAUAUCCAAUCCGAUACAACUUCUAGGCCAAAUCGGAGGAUUUACAACCAUGAUCCUAGCCAUUCUUGGGAUUAGCCUAGCCACCAUCACCACCAACAUAGCCGCCAACGUUGUUGCUCCGGCGAAUGCUCUAGUGAACCUCAGUCCUUCAAAAUUCACAUUCCGGAGAGGAGCUCUCCUCACUGCACUGCUUGGCAUUGCAUUCCAGCCAUGGAGGCUUCUGAAAUCCAGUGAAAGUUUUGUGUACACUUGGCUAGUUGGGUACUCUGCAUUGUUAGGUCCAAUUGGAGGGGUUGUUUUAGCAGAUUAUUAUAUACUGCGCGGGAUGAACUUGAGUAUCAAUGACUUGUAUUCUCUGAGUCCCUCUGGAGCAUACUACUAUUCAGGAGGCUACAAUUUGGCAGCAAUGGCAGCUCUGGUGAUCGGAAUUUUGCCGGUGGUUCCAGGUUUCUUGCAAAAUGUUGGGGUUCUAUCUUCGGUUCCGGAUGCAUUUGUUGUCAUCUACAACAAUGCUUGGUUCUUCAGCUUCUUCUCUGCAGGUGUUCUGUAUUGGUUUCUGUCAUGUUUGUUAGGAAAACAGAGCAAAUCUCUACCCUCAGAGCCCCUUUUGCCCAAUGCAAACUAAAUUGAUUUUAGUUUUUUGGUACUCAGGGAGAUUAGACACUCUGGAAAUAGGUCAUGUCUCAUGUGCAUUUGUAAAAUGUUACAGGAUAACAAAGAUGCUCCGUUUCUCACAAUGUAUACAUCACAUGUGAUACUCAAAUAAUAAGGGUGACUUCAU
Rubroshorea leprosula is the source of this 1927-nucleotide messenger RNA. Lineage: Eukaryota; Viridiplantae; Streptophyta; Magnoliopsida; Malvales; Dipterocarpaceae. The record is from the annotation of a GenBank genome assembly.